GUAGGUUGCAUAUUGCAUGAGUGUGGUUUGGUCUGAGCUUGCUUUGAUUAUCACCUGUUUGCUUACCCCAAUGUGUGCCUGUUGUCUCCUUCGCCUGUUGUGCACGUCUGACUUUACGAAGACGGCCAUGCCAAGAGGAGGUAGGGAGACACGGCCGUCACGGAGGUCAUUGGGGGCAUCAGGAGGAUAUGAGCGGCAUGGGCCUCGCCAUCGAGAGAGUACUCCGGUGUACGACGAUGGGGACAUCGAGCUAUUCCUGGACAGUUUCUGGGAGCAUGUCAAGCGUAUGGGCUGGACCGUGGCCCAGGCGAUUAAGAGAUUGAGGGGAGCCGGCAGGUUCGAGGAGCCCAUUGCCCGGAUCCGUAGGGAGGCGACGACGAGGCCAGAGGUGGAGAUGAGGAUGCAGGAGCGGCCCUCGACUGUGGGACCUGAUGGCAGGCCGAUCCGCCUAGAGAUCGGAAAUGUGGCGGACUUUAUUCCUACCUUCGAGUGGUUCAUGCAGGGGCAGGGUACACCGAGAGAUGAUUGGGCGAGGACGCUACCCCUCUGGACCAGAAAGGCGGAGAGGCCGCUGGCUAGGCAGAUCAGAGACAUGGCCCGGGAUUGGGAGAACUGCAGGGCACACUUAAGGGAGGCCUUUCGACGGCCAGAGUCGCCUCGGCCCCGAGUUGAGAGGCGCCGGAGGAGAAGGAGGCAGAGGGACCCUGAGCCCAACGAGGCAAGGCCAUCUCGAGGGGGACGGAAGACUCUAGCCAGGAGAGAAGAGGAGUCGGAGUCUGAGGGUGAGGAGCGAGGAGCGUAUCCUGAGUGUGGGCUCGGACCGGUGGAGUUCCGCCACUUUACCGGGAGUGGAUUGAGGAGGUCGCCAGUGUGCACGCGAGAGGAGGCGCCAGCAUCUGAGGGGCCGCUGAGAGAGUUGGAGGCGCAUCUGGAUGUCUCUCAAUGGGGAGCAUCGUCUCGAGGCGAGGAGCGUGGAGGACAGGCAAAGGAGGUGCCACGAGAGGAGGUGCCACGAGAGGAGAUGCCACGAGGGGAGGUCCGAGAUACUCAGCGAGACAGAGGGUUGGGCGAUAAAGGGAGACGUGCAGGAAAGGAAGUAAUAGAGGUUGGAGAGGACACACCCCCUCAGACGCCAGCAAUGGGUUUGAGGCUUGGGGAUACACCAGGGAGCACUCGCCAGGCAGCAGGGGGAUUGCAGAGGGAGGAGGCCCCAUUGCCUUCAUCAGAAAAGGCACCUUCGCCAGAGAGGAGAGCAGAAAGGAGGAGAGAGACUGCACGUGCAAGGGGAGAGGCCCUGGCUUUGAUUGACAAAUACUUAGCAGCGCAUGCCCUAGAGCACCCAGACCUGGAGGAGCCAACACCUGCAGAGCCGCGUCAGGAGCCGUGUCAGCCCGAGAAGGAAGUGGAGGCAGAGAUCCCGAAGAGGAUCGACCUCCGCACGAGGGAGAGGGCACCAGCUAGAGAAACAGCUGAAGGAAAGAGGGCGAGAAGAAGCAGGAGGAUAGAAAAUAUAUGGCAAGAGAGGCAGAGGUUGGAGGCAGUGGGGGCACUUCCGGAGCAGCAGCAGGAAAGGCAGAGAUUGGAGACAGCAGGGGCACUCCCGGGUCAACCACCCAGCGCGCCAGCUAAGGCCCCGGAAAUCCCAGAGAUGUGGAGAGACUUCUGGGAGCAGAGAGGAGAGGAGCUUCCUUUGCCAACCAGAGCCCGGUUUGGAAUAGCAAGGAAGGUGGAAGAAAGGUUGGAUCGCAAAAUCAAGUUCCUGGCCAAGACAACUUUUGACCGACACUUGUUAUUGGAGGGCGAUCUGGCAAGGGAGAAGACAAAGGACCAUGGAGUUCGCCUGGAGGCUAUGGAGGUGGAAAUCCAGGAGCUCAGGGCAUUGGUGGCCAGUCAGGCAGCUAUCAUCGAGAACCUGACGCAACAAUUUCAGGGAAGAGCGGACAAACCAGAGAGCAGCCGGCAGGGAGAGUAGAGGCAGCCAGGACAGGGGUUGCCGGGGCAGCCAUCUGCAGCAGAGCCUCACCAGGAGCCACCUAUGGGGAAAGUUAUCCUGGAGCCAGAGGAGGCGAGAGCCCAGAAGGGGGCAGAGAGAGAGGCCUUCGAGUUCAGAGCCCCUACUGAACUCGCGACGCUACCUAUAGUAGCGGCGGGCCCAGUCAUGCCAUUGACAGUUGAGGAGGGACUACCACCUAGCAGUGAGCCGGCUCAAGGCUCAGCAGAGGGAUCCAUGGACGUGCUCCUUGAGGCAGUGCACUCGAUGCAGGAGGAGGCGAGUUUGUUUUCGCCUGGAGAGAGGGUAGAUACCUCGACGCCGUUGUGUGGGCAUGGUCCAACAAUGAACGCUCUGAGACAGA
This is a messenger RNA of Chara braunii, 2354 nucleotides long. Lineage: Eukaryota; Viridiplantae; Streptophyta; Charophyceae; Charales; Characeae. The record is from the annotation of a GenBank genome assembly.